Molecule: messenger RNA, 1233 nt
Organism: Funneliformis mosseae
Lineage: Eukaryota; Fungi; Glomeromycota; Glomeromycetes; Glomerales; Glomeraceae
Source: the annotation of a GenBank genome assembly
AUGAUUUCAAUCCAAGAUUUUCCACCAAAAUUACCUUUCCAAAUAUUUCGAAUUGCUUUCGUUAUUCCGUACUUUGUUUUCAUCGCAUUUUCCUUGGAACCUCCAAAAACAAAAUUAAGAUACUUUAGCCUGAUCGUUAUAAUCAUAUAUUUACUCGCACUUCCACUCGUAUAUCGAGGAGAAUAUGAAGAGAUCGAGAUAUCGCCAAUAGCAGCCUUAGCAUUUGGUUGGAGUUUUAAGAUGAUGAUUUGGUUAAAAAGAUGUUUAUACGCCGAGAAAGAAAAACAAAUAGGACCGUUUUAUUUGACGAUGUUCUUCUGGAGGACAUUACCAAAUGAUGACACGAAAGUUAAGAAAAAGGAUUCAAAGUUGACGAUAAGAGAGAUAAAUCUGAAUAUAAUUCAACGCGUUGCGUUAGUUUUUCUUAAAUGGGUUUUAUUCGAAAUGUGUUAUAGGUGGUUAACGUAUAAUGUCCCCGACAUACCUGAAGAAAGUUAUCCGGUUCGAAUUUUCAAUUGGGUCACUAAAGGGAUUCCAGCUCUAAAUCAAUUUUUAUUGCUUUAUUACGCUGUUGGUACGUCGGUGAUCAUCUUAUCUCUAUCUUUAGGCUACGAUUUUUUUCUCGUUUUAAAUGGAUUAUUGUUAAGAUUUCUUAUCACCUUAAAUAAUGACAAGGAAAUUCUCUUUCUCGAAAAGCAACAGAUAAAAUAUAUUAAAGAAUGGUGUAUCUCCAUGGCAUAUGAUACAAAACACAUAUUCAUGUAUCCUUAUUUCUCAACAUCUCCCCGAGAUCUUUGGUCGAAUAGAUGGCAAUUAUUCUUAAAGGAAAGUUUUAAAGAAUUGGCAUAUUUACCAGCUCGUAAUCUUUUCAUUAACAAAUCAAAGAGGUUUAGUGAGUUAAUUGGAGUUUUAGCAGCGUUCGCAAUGAGUGCUUUAUUGCACGAAUACCUUUUACUGAUUUUUUUGAAUAAAUACUCGGGCGAGCAUUUAUUUUUCUUUAUGUUACAUGGAAUUAUUUUGGUGAUUUGGGAAGGUAUCACUGGAUCGACAAGAGAAACAGAUUCUAAAAAAAGUUUAUUGAAAUCAAUUUUGCAACGGAGCGUCAUGAUGAUAAUCAUUUUAUUUACCUUGCCUGGAUUUGUUGAACCAUUCGCACGCCACCCCCAUUGGUUUAUCUCAUCUGCAUUUACAAGCUACAAAAGAGAUCCUACUCUCGAUUUCCAUUAUAGUUAA